Molecule: messenger RNA, 882 nt
Organism: Drepanopeziza brunnea f. sp. 'multigermtubi' MB_m1
Lineage: Eukaryota; Fungi; Ascomycota; Leotiomycetes; Helotiales; Drepanopezizaceae
Biological process (GO): S-adenosylmethionine biosynthetic process
Cellular component (GO): methionine adenosyltransferase complex
Molecular function (GO): methionine adenosyltransferase regulator activity
Source: RefSeq, a predicted model, not a curated record
AUGUCGUCCGAGAACGUCUUCCUCAUCUGGGGUGGUGAGGGAUGGGUGGCGGGCCACUUGAAGACCCUCCUGGAAAGCCAGGGAAAGAAGGUCUUCACCACCACCGUCCGCAUGCAGAACCGCGAAGCUGUCAUCGCCGAGAUCGAGAAGUACAAGCCAACCCACAUUCUCAACGCUGCGGGGUCCACCGGCCGGCCCAACGUCGACUGGUGCGAGGACCACAAGGAGGAGACCAUCAGAAACAACGUGAUCGGUACCAUUAACUUGGCCGACUGCGCCUACGAGAAGGGCAUCCACGUUACCGUCUUUGCCACCGGUUGCAUCUACGUCUACAAUGACGCCCACCCCAUUGGCGGCCCAGGAUUCACCGAGACUGACAAGGCCAACUUUGCUGGCUCCUUCUACUCCGAGACCAAGGCCCACGUCGAGGAGAUCAUGAAGCACUACUCGAACGUGCUCAUUCUGCGACUCCGCAUGCCCGUCUCUGAUGACCUCCACCCCCGCAACUUCGUCACCAAGAUCGCCAAGUACGACCGAGUGGUCGACAUCCCCAACUCCAACACCAUUCUCCACGAUCUCCUCCCGGCCUCCAUCCUCCUCGCCGAGCACAAGGAGCUUGGGAUCUACAACUUCACCAACCCAGGUGCCAUCUCUCACAACGAGGUCCUCGCUCUCUUCAAGCAGUACGUCCGCCCCGACUUCACCUGGAAGAACUUUAGUCUGGAAGAGCAGGCCAAGGUCAUCAAGGCCGGCCGUUCCAACUGCGAGUUGGACACCACCAAGCUGGUCAAGAAGCUCGCCGAGUACGACUUCAAGGUGCCCGAGAUCCACGAGGCGUACAAGGGCUGCUUUCAACGCAUGGCCGCUGCUGGGGUGAAAUAA